Malurus melanocephalus (red-backed fairy wren) is the source of this 5285-nucleotide messenger RNA. RefSeq names its product complexin 1 (gene CPLX1). Gene Ontology annotation, biological process: regulation of neurotransmitter secretion; synaptic vesicle exocytosis; neurotransmitter transport. The coding region runs from base 162 to 566 and encodes 134 amino acids. Gene Ontology annotation, molecular function: syntaxin binding. Gene Ontology annotation, cellular component: SNARE complex; terminal bouton. Lineage: Eukaryota; Metazoa; Chordata; Aves; Passeriformes; Maluridae. The transcript has 4 exons. The record is from RefSeq and is a predicted model, not a curated record.
GCGACAGGAGAGGAGCCGCAGCAGCCGCCACCUGCCGCAGCCACCUGCCCCGGCCCGGCCCGUGUCACCACAGCGCCUGUCGCCGAGCGAGGCUGCCUUCCAAGAAUUCCUGGUCUCUGUGCAUGUGAGUGUGAAGUGGGCAGGACCCCAAACAACCAACCAUGGAUUUUGUUAUGAAACAAGCUCUAGGAGGGGCUACCAAAGACAUGGGAAAGAUGCUGGGUGGGGAUGAGGAGAAAGACCCAGAUGCUGCUAAGAAAGAAGAGGAACGACAGGAAGCCCUCCGGCAACAAGAGGAAGAGAGGAAAGCCAAAUAUGCCAAGAUGGAGGCUGAAAGAGAAGUUAUGAGACAAGGCAUUCGAGACAAGUAUGGGAUAAAGAAGAAGGAAGAAAAGGAAGCGGAGGCCCAGGCUGCAAUGGAAGCUAAUGCUGAAGGGAGCCUGACUCGCCCAAAGAAGGCGAUCCCUCCUGGCUGUGGGGAUGAGGAGGAGGAAGAAGAAGAGAGCAUCCUAGACACAGUCAUCAAAUACUUACCAGGGCCCCUGCAAGACAUGUUCAAGAAGUAAWGGCUGCAGACUGUUAGAUGGGCAUAAACAGUACUGCAAAGGAUUUCUCUUUUGCCCAAUGGGGAUUUACAAUCUUGCCAUUCAUCACGCAGUCCUCCCCACCUCUGCCCUCUACUGCUCACUAGGAGUCCUUUUGCUUCCCAUUCCCUUCUGACUGCCUCUUUCCCUUUCCUCCACCCCAAGACUCAUCCAUUCCUUUUUUUUGUACAUAGUCACAUCCAGUAGAUGCCUCUGAAUGGAUGUAAAGAUUAAAAAGCUGCAGACUACACAACUUUUAUUAUAAGCCAUAGUACUAUGUGUGUUAAAUAAGACAACUGCACAUCAAGCAUAGAAAAGGAACAAUCUCAUUUCCAUACAAUGCAAGAAGGAGUGUUCACUAAGUAUGAACAGUGGCCUCUUUAAUUUUUUAAAAUUCUCUUAUUUUUAUUAUUGAUAAUAAUUAGUCAUUAUUAUAAUAUUCCUAUUGAUUGGGUCACACAAGCCAUUUUUUGUUGAGCACAUCUGCUCUUGGAAGGGACCUCUCAGUUCUCCCAUGGAAGCAGAGCUUUUCUGUUUUAAUUCCAUUCGUGACAUAAAUAAAAGAUCAUUUUGAAAGUAAAUCAUGCAUGACUUACACAGCUGACAUCACUCAGAACUGUGGAAGAAAUGAGUCAUCUGCCCUCAGAUGCUGUAGAAGUUAAAUGCCUCAGAAUCUAAGCAAGAGUCAUGUUACUUUGGGAAUUAGCCAUACAUUUACCUUGAAUGAGCAAAUUGGUCAGGCACUUGCCAUACAGAGAGCUGAAACCACAGGAGAGAGCAUAAUGCUCUGGUAGAGGACCUCCCCAACCCCUCUGAAGCCAAUGACCAAGUGCAUUUGCUGCUCUGUUUAACUAAUCUUCCUCUUUCUGCCACAUUCAACCAUCCCAUUCUCAGCAGCGCUUGUGGGUUGGAUAUUUGGGUUCCAGCAUAUUGUCGUGGCUGUGUCCUGCCCACCCCUUCCUGCAGUGUGUGGGAGUGUGUGGCGGCCUGAUUAGUCAUGACAGAUCCAUAAAUAUCCAUGAUAUUUAUCGUGCUAAAUUGCCUCCCCAUUGCCUUGGGGAUGUCGCUUAUUUUCUGCCCCAAUGAGCUUCUACACCUGUAAAGUGUAAGUUUCAGUCUCCACCAACUGAGGUAAAGGCAUGAAGAGAGGAUGCUUGUCUGGUGCUGUGUUGGAGAUAAUUAAUAUUACAGCAGUGUGCGGUAACCCUUGAUGCUAGCAGGAUGGGAGAAUUUUUUUUUCACUARUAACUUUGUUGCCUUUUGCAGACACAGGCAUAGAGGUCUUCUCAAUAAAACACUGUAGAUAUCAUGUAUUUGCGUAAGAAAAUCCAUGUUCUAUGGGAGAUGUUGACUUGCUAACAUAUCCAUAGAUUCAAUACAUAAAUAGACCUAUUUUGAACACAGAUCCUCAUGAUCAGGUAUCUGGCUUGUAGUCUGAAGAGCAAAUCCUGAAACAUUGCAUCUGGCUAYGUCUCUGUAGUCGAUGCUGUGAGAACAUCUUGCCAUCUCAGUCUUACAAUCUUGUCAGGAGAAGCAGGGUUUGUCUGGCAGAACUAGCAUGGCUUGUCCCUAUCCUGGGAACAACAAAAGUUUCUAAGGUCAUGGACAAGAUGCCAAAGCAAAAGCUCUCUUUCUGCUGGCAACAAAAAGGAUGAUAAUCUUAGACACUUCUUUAUGUACCUAAAUUAAGCAUUUUACUUCUGUAUCUUCCUGAAUAAGAAAUUUUAAAAGACAUUUAUCACCUUUCCAGGUAGGCAGAAGAAAUCUGUACCAUGGGUAAGGAACUGAACAUGACAGCUCUGUAUCCUCUAGUAGCCUCUGUCAUAAUAGGGAAAAAAUAUUUGGAAGAAGUUAAAUAUAGUAAUGCCUGCCUCACAAAACUUUUAUUCGGGUAUUAGUCCUCACUUCUUCUCAAAUAAUUUCAAACAUGAAUUUAUGUUGAAUCCAAAGUGGAGACUGAAAAGGUUUGACUGAUCUGCAGGUCAGAAACAGUUGAUAAAGAUGCAACUUGUUUCAGGCUGGAUCUAUGAACAAGACUUGUUUGUUCAAGUACAAGCUGCCAAGGGCUACCAAAAGGGUAGCCAAAGGGAAGAGAAGGCAGGUUUUACUUGCUUGGAUAAUGUCAAUGGGAUUUUCCCCCACUAAUUUUCAUUUCAUGAAAGAUGAGUGUCUCCCUCCUGAGACUUUUACUGACCCAGAACAUUUUAUUAAUCAGUGCUUGAGUAUAUUAUGGAACGAUUUACCUUUUUCUAGGAAUAGUGUUCUUCUCACUCCAUGCAAAUUCAGCAGCUAGUAAUUUGAGCCUAUUUAAGUAAAUCUCAAAGAAUUGAAAACUCCCUUUCUGUCAUGAAGGCAGCAGCUCAAUUUGCUCUUGAGAGAGCAUCCAACAUCCCUGACACCAACAAGGCAAAGGCUGACUCUUUGCUUCAGCCACUCAUUGGUAGCUAAAUCUCCUAAAACAGAUCACUGGCAUUCAAACAUCAAUACUUUUGAAAUGCCCUGUUUAAUCUCUGUGGCCUGCAUCCUCUAAUACAUAAGUAGAACCAGCAGAAAUGUGCCUGUGUUAAAAUGAACAUAUCCAUUAAUAUAUCCCCGUGGCCUUGUGCUGGAGAAUUCUGCAAACAAACAAAUGAGAGGACAAGCUUAUUCCACCUUACUCUGGCUUUUCUCUACCACUUGCUUGCUGACCUUUCCCUAACCCCCUCACUGACUCCAUUGCUCAUCCAGCCAAAAUCUGUUCCUGAUGUAAGAUCAGAAUUUUCUGCCUCGCAUCCUCCUUGCAGAAUGUUAGUGCUGAUUGUUUUCAUAGUCUCUCUAGCAGCUUGAUGUGCAUGUUUGUGCACACAUCUGUGGAAGGUGAGGAAAUUGGAGAAGAAAGGGAGAAGAGAGAGAAAGGAAGACUGUUUAGUACUAUUUUAGAUAACUGUGCCUCAGAAGCUGUGGCAUUAAAUGACUGAUCUAAGUCAGGAUCUUGUGUAGCCUGUGAUCAAGUUUCUUAAGUAGGUACUGCUGUCUCUGAGCUAAGAGCAUUAAAAAUACUGCCCUUCUGAGCUGAGCUGAGCUCCUGAGCUGUGUGAACAUUUGGAUUGGACUCCUGAAGAGUGCCAUAGGAUCUCUGUGCUGAGUCUGGUGGCUCACAAAGCAGAAGGGAAAGGGGAGGUGGUUUAUUAAAUAGUGCUUGCUGAGUCUUUUCCAUUGUGGGAGCUUCCCAGCUCAGCCGUCUCAUCACCUUUGUAUCUCAGCUCACCACACCUGCAGCAGCUCUUCAUCACUGACAGCAGAGAGUUCAUCCAGGUGUGAGCUGGUAGUUCCCAUUUUCCUUUUCUUGCCAUAAGAAACACGACAGAAGAUCUACCACAGGUACUGGAUAUGUUUUGCUUGGUUUUGCCUCACGUAACUUUUGGCAGGUUACAUGAGUAGCGGUCCUCUCCUGAAGUCAUUCCACUGUCCCAAAGUGCCUAAGCCAUGCUGAACAGACUCGAGAGCAAGGCACUCUCCCUUCUCUUCCACCCAUUGAUUUUCCUUCCCACUCAGAACGGGCAGCAAGGGACGCAGACACCUUGGCUCAUGUAUGGAAGUCAGAACCAUUGUCUCACACAUUUUUCCCCUUGGCACUCAAGCAGGUGAUGAAGCACUUAAACAAGAGACCAAAGAGAAGCAUGGUUCAUUGUUUGGAUUCUGAACAUCUUUUUGUCUUUUAUGACAUUGUUUUCUUUGCAUCACUGGUCUGUUCAAUCUCAGGUAAAUGAGGUAUUUUAGUUUUAUAACUAGUUUUUAUUUACACAGAAAGGUUGUUGGCUAGACACUGCAGUCAUUUUCCCUCACAGCUCCAAGACCUUACUGGUUAGUAAAAAAAAGUAGUCAAAGGGCCUUCACAUUUGGAGGGUAAAUGAUUUAGUUUGCCAUUGACCUUGUGAACUCACAUUUAUAUGUAGAGAAAGCCAUAUGAAAUCAGACUGCAAUAUUGAUUAUCAAUGCUACUCUUGUGUUUAAAAUGAAUAAAACAAAAUAUAAGACCAUGCGCUAAAUCACUUUGGAGUUCCUCUGUCUAUGUUUCUAACAUCAUACAUUGACUUAGAUCCCUCCCAGCCCCUCUUCUUCAUCAAGAAAGACCAUACCAGUGCUGCUGAAUACAUCUUUUGGCCAAGCUUUUUGUGCUAGAACAAGCAUUGUUAGAAAUUAGCUGUUGUGAWUUAAAUGUAAUGUCUUAUGUAUUUGAGAGUUGUCUGUAUCUGUUCUGAAUAUAUGUUAUCAAGAUAACUGUUUCUUCAUGCACUGAGUUAGUAAAAUGUUUCAGUACUGUCAUUAAAAAAAUUGCCUGUUUUCUCUCUUUCUCUUUCACACACACAGAGCAAAAUUAAACUUAGCCAUGCAUUUUCUAGUAGAAAUGCUCCCCAGCUUUCUUUCAGAUGCAUGCAGUACUUGAGGAUGAUUUAAAGUAGAGACAUUGUGAAUGUGAUUUUAAUUUGUUAUUUUCCUGGUAAUUUUUCCUGCAUGAUGUGGGUAAAUGGUAUGAUGUUCUUUUAAAAUGGAAUCACAGCCAAUAAAAACCCCAGUGAUUUCAUAAAUUGUUUGCAAUGCUUUCCUGUGAAAUUCCUACCAGGUUACACCCAGAAAUCAAAGUAUGGUUGCUCAUAUACAACUGGAAUGGUACUAGAAUUCAGGAGCAACAUGGAUGUUAUUUGAAUAAAUAUGCUCAUU